AUGGACAUUCAGACAGACCAAAUGGACAUCCAGACAGACCAAAUGGACAUCCAGACCAAAUGGACAUCCAGACAGACCAUCCAGACAGACCAAAUGGACAUCCAGACAGACCAAAUGGACAUCCAGACCAAAUGGACAUCCAGACAGACCAUCCAGACAGACCAAAUGGACAUCCAGACAGACCAAAUGGACAUCCAGACAGACCAAAUGGACAUCCAGACAGACCAAAUGGACAUCCAGAUAGACCAAAUGGACAUCCAGACAGACCAAAUGGACAUUCAGACAGACAGACCAACCAGACAGGCCAAAUGGACAUCCAGACAGACCAAAUGGACAUCCAGACAGACCAAAUGGACAUUCAGACAGACAGACCAACCAGACAGGCCAAAUGGACAUCCAGACAGACCAAAUGGACAUCUAGGCAGACCAAAUGGACAUCCAGACAGACUAAUUGGACAUCCAGACAGACCAAAUGGACAUCCAGAUAGACCAAAUGGACAUUCAGACAGACAGACCAACCAGACAGGCCAAAUGGACAUCCAGACAGUCCAAAUGGACAUCCAGACAGACCAAAUCACAUCCAGACAGACCAAACGGACAUCCAGACAGACCAAAUGA
This is a messenger RNA of Physella acuta, 618 nucleotides long. RefSeq names its product TPR-containing protein DDB_G0280363-like. Lineage: Eukaryota; Metazoa; Mollusca; Gastropoda; Physidae. The record is from RefSeq and is a predicted model, not a curated record.